Molecule: messenger RNA, 1524 nt
Organism: Eptesicus fuscus (big brown bat)
Lineage: Eukaryota; Metazoa; Chordata; Mammalia; Chiroptera; Vespertilionidae
Product: G-protein coupled receptor 83-like
Exons: 5
Coding region: 1-1524 (507 amino acids)
Biological process (GO): neuropeptide signaling pathway
Cellular component (GO): membrane
Molecular function (GO): neuropeptide receptor activity
Source: RefSeq, a predicted model, not a curated record
AUGGUCGCCGCAGCCCCCUCUCAGUUCCCUGUGCCACAGCUCCUAGCUGGUAUUUUGGGCACUGGUGCAGAAGAUAAAGAGAGUAAGGGCAAAGGAAGCUUAAGGAUUUUGAGGUUUUACAAAGGGGUCAAGCUGGACGCCCCGGCCACAGAAUCACCCCAAGGGGCUUUCCCAAACCCCAGCAUCAUGAGCUAUGGGGACGAGCUCACCCCCGAAGCUCUAAGUGUGCCAAGUGGGUUUGAUGAUCUUAUCACCUCCACCGCUUCCCAGGUGCUGCAGGCUAUUUCUAAUGCUGCGUCCGCGGUUAGUAGCUCAGGCCGGGAUAGCGUGCUCUCCAUGAUCCAUAAGCUACCUGGCCAUAUCUCAAACAUUGGCAACCUGGAUGACACAGCAGGUCCUAUGGCUUCGGAGAUGGUGUCCCAGGAUGAGCGGGUACAGUUCUGGCUAGUAAUAGGGUACACCAUAGUGGUAUUUGCUGCCAUACUGGGCAACUGGGUCUUAAACCAUGUGAUUAUGAAGUACAAGAAGAUGCACACUGCCACCGGCCUCUUUGUCGUCAACAUCUCCGUGACCAACAUGAUGCUGGCUUUUCUCAGCUCUCCCUUCACCAUGGUGCGCUAUCUGUGUAAUUCCUUGGUGUUUGGGAAGAUGACAUGCCACCUCAUUCAUUUUGCUCAGUACUCUUGUGCCUAUGUAACAGUGAUGACCAUGGCUGCUAUUUCCCUGGACCGACAUCGGGUCAUGCUAUAUCCCCUGAAAUCCAGAAUUACUCCAAUGCAAGGCAAUGUUUGCAUCAUUAUCAUCUGGAUUGUGAGCACCUGUGCUGCUUUGCCACAUGCCAUUUACCAAAAGCUUUACCAAGUGGAAAUUGGAAACAUAACUGAAGAAACUGUAUGCCUCCCCAGUUUCUCCUAUACUUCAAAAUCCACAUGGAAAUAUCUUGACCUGAGUACCUUUUUGCUCUUCUUCAUCUUGCCAUUGAUGGUGCUGAUGGUUGUCUAUGGUCAUGUGGCCAAGAAACUGUGGAUCCAUAAUGCUGUUGAUGACAUCAAUAUCCACACCUACAUUUGCCAGCGUGGGAAGAAGAAGCAAAGUCUGAAGAUGCUAAUGAUGGUGGUGCUUGUCUUCACUAUCUGCUGGCUUCCCCUCAAUGUCUAUCUGGUGCUGCUCUCUAGUGAAUCCAUCUCAAGCCACAAUGGUCUCUACUUCUUCCUCCACUGGCUUGCAAUUAGCAGCUCAUGCUACAACCCUUACAUCUAUUGCUGGCUCAGUGAUAGCUUCCAUAUUGAAGUUCAGAAGGUCAUCAUGGAUAUACAGAAGAUGCUACUAGGUGGAAUCAGCCGCCUGAGAGGGGAGCACCGCCAACUGAGCUCCAUCUCACCCACUCAUCGCCCUGCUAGGAUGGAUCCCAAUCCUGGAGUGCCCAAAUUCCCACGAUUCAAAGAUUUUGAUGAGCUACCCAGUCCUCCUCCAUCCCCAGAGAUGGAAACCUCCUUUCUCUACCCCCCAGUGCCUAGAGUUUAA